Molecule: messenger RNA, 1413 nt
Organism: Ascoidea rubescens DSM 1968
Lineage: Eukaryota; Fungi; Ascomycota; Saccharomycetes; Ascoideales; Ascoideaceae
Gene: TRM5
Product: tRNA (guanine) methyltransferase
Exons: 2
Coding region: 1-1413 (470 amino acids)
Biological process (GO): mitochondrial tRNA methylation; tRNA N1-guanine methylation
Cellular component (GO): mitochondrial matrix; cytoplasm
Source: RefSeq, a predicted model, not a curated record
AUGACAACCUCUGCUCCUCAUGAACUGUCCUUGAGCGAAACCUAUCUUCCUCCUGUGAACAAAAACAUGAGACACCUAGAUCGUUCUUUCUUUUACAAGGAAGUCCCACUAGUUGCUUUGUAUUUUGAAGAUCCCAAGCUCAUCAACGACUUUAUUAAGAACCAUAAGGAUGUGUUGCUAGGAGUCAGAUCUGUGCCAAAUCUAGUCAAAGUGCCUAACAUAAAAGAGCUUUUAACCAAAAAUGAUAUUAAAACCACAAAUCUUCAUGAAUUGAAGUCUCAAGUUUCUACUGAAAUAUUUCACUAUUUAACUGCCAAUCAAACAUUAUUGUUUCCAUACACCUUAAAAUUGGAUUAUUCCUUUUGGAAAACUGAUGAGAUUUUAAAUGCAAUCCUACCCAUACAAAAUGAAGAAAAUCCUCCAUCAUCGUUCACUACAACAGGUCAUAUUGCUCAUAUGAACCUCAAAGAAGAAUACUUACCUUAUAAAAACUUGAUUGGCCAAGUUAUCUUGGAUAAAACUAAAGCUAUAAAAACUGUUGUUACAAAAACAAACUCAAUAGAAACAAAAUUCAGAACUUUUCCAAUGGAAAUCAUUGCAGGAGAAAACAACUUUGAUGUUGAACAAAAAGAAUCAAACUGUAUUUUCAGAUUCAACUUUGAAAAAGUUUAUUGGAACUCUAGACUACAUACUGAACAUGAUAGAUUGAUUAACUUGUUUCAGCCUAAUCAAUUGAUUUGUGAUGUUAUGGCUGGCGUUGGUCCCUUUGCUAUACCUGCUGCUAAAAAAAAAUGCGUUGUUUUGGCCAACGAUUUGAAUCCUGAAAGUUUCAAAUAUUUAAAAAUCAACAAUAAAUUAAAUAAAACAGAAAAAUUUGUCCAAUGUUAUAAUCUCGAUGGUAACGAUUUCAUAAAAAAUUGCACUCAAAAUUUAAUUGUGUUUUUAUCAAAACAUUUCGAUAAUACAAUCAUUGUAAAAAAAGAGAUUAGAAAUAAAAAACAAAAAAAAAACGAUGGAGAAAUAUCUCAUUUGGAAACUAUCAAAUUAAAAAUCCCAAAUUUUUAUUCUCAUUUUAUAAUGAAUUUGCCUGAUUCUGCACUUGAAUUCUUACCAUCCUUUAUUGGCUGCUACUCAGAUAUCAAUUACCAAAAAUUAAUUCAAUCUGACGCUUCUUUCAAGUUACCUUAUAUCCAUGUUUACUGCUUUGAAAAAUUCUCUCCCUCUGAAAAGCCUGAACCAUCAAUUGAAGAAUUGCAGCAAAGAAUUUAUCUCAAAAUUAUAAAUCUUUUAAAUUGCAAAAAAAUUGAUGCAAAGUUUCAUUUGGUAAGAAAAGUCGCACCAACUAAACCAAUGUUUUGUGUGUCUUUUUUGCUACCUGAAUGUGUAGCUUUCAAAAAGCAUUUCAACUCCUGA